Molecule: messenger RNA, 762 nt
Organism: Tuber aestivum (summer truffle)
Lineage: Eukaryota; Fungi; Ascomycota; Pezizomycetes; Pezizales; Tuberaceae
Source: the annotation of a GenBank genome assembly
CCCCUUCCCCGCUCGACGGAAUGCGUCGGACACUCCUUCGCCGUGCUUCUGAAACCAUUUUCGGGUCAUUCGCACAAAAGCCUCCUCUCGGUGCGUGCCCUUUGUCACCGUAACCAAUUGCCUCGACUGACCUUCUAGACUAGCGCUCCUCCCGCCGAUCCCACUUUACCGCCGACUUCUGCGUGCUCAUAGGAACAAGCUAUCGCCUGAGGUGUGAUUCCGUGGUAACGCGUGCGGUAUGAGAAGGAUGGAUGGCUGAUUGAGAGGGUGUGGGAACAGAGACGAGUUCUCGGAGACAAGUAUGUCAAGGCGGAGUUCAGGCGGCACAGGCGUGUUGAGAAUCCCUUAUUUAUUGUUUGCUUCCUUCUUCAUUCGCUUUGUCUGUUUUCCUUUAGCGGGCUAAUGGGGGCAUGUUAGGUCGGCUUCUUGAAGGAAUGGCAGUUGUACGCGCAGGCGGUGGAGGGUGAGACGUGGCGGGAUGGGAAGCUCGAGGAGGGCAAGUUGGAGAAGAUGAAUGGUUUGUGGGCUCUUUCGGUCCGCUAGGUUUUUGUUACUGAUGGCGGCAAUGGUGGAUAGAUCAACAGAUUGGCCAGCUCUACGAAUUGAUGAGGGCUAUUAGACCUGGGGAUACGAGCGCUGUCGGUGGAGGCGGAGGGGGAAGUCAAGAGGGAAAGCCAUAAAGUCAUGGAUGUGGUUUUAUAAACAUUUUAUUGAGCCUAACUACUUCAUCGAGGUCGGCUACAAUAAUUUUAAUCAGCUAGA